CCGUCGGUCUGGCCAGUAUACAAUGAACCAUGACCAUUCCAAGAAGACCCCUGAUGGAGCAUCGUUUGACCGCUCAGGAUCCCAGGACUCCUUGGAUGAGCUGUGUAUGGAUGACUACUGGAAAGAACUUGAAAACAUCCAUGAAACCAGAGGAAAUAAUCAUGAGGAACGAGUAGCGCUUGUAGUGAAAGAGCCGGAUGAGGGAGAACUGGAAGAAGAAUGGCUGAAGGAGGCAGGUCUGUCAAAUCUGUUUGGCGAGAGCUCCGGCGACUCCCUGGAAAGCGUGGUGUUUCUGUCCACGCUGACCAGAACCCAGAAGGCAGCAGUAGAAAAGCGAGUAGAGACUGUCACACAAACCAUGAGGAAAAAAAACAAACAGCACCAGAUUCCUGAUGUCAGAGAUAUCUUCAGGCUACAAAAUGACUCAAAGGGAAAAGUCUGUGAUGGAAGUGAACCUUCAACUAUGAGAACAAGUGAAAACGAAAAUGAAACACAAGAUGGAACAAAAGGUCCAAAGUUCAGUCUUGGAAUGGAUGAGCGGAAGAGCCCGCUUGAAGACAUACCAUUUUCAGACACUGACAUCAAUUUGGAGAUAUCAUUUGCAGAACAGGCAGCUAAUCUCAAAGACAGCUCAGUAGGCAAAAUGUGCAAGAGUGGAGGGGGUGACACUCUUCUCCCGAAUUUCAGGCUGCCGAAGGACAAAACAGGUACCACAAAGAUUGGUGACCUGGCCCCUCAGGACAUGAAGAAAGUCUAUUCUUUAGCACUGAUUGAAUUAACUGCUCUCUAUGACAUACUUGGGACAGAAUUCAAGCAGCAAAAAGCUGUAAAAAUCAAAACGAAAGAUUCUGGCUUGUUUGGUGUCCCACUGUCAGUUUUACUGGAACAGGAUCAGAAAAAGGUGCCAGGAACCAAGAUCCCGCUGAUUUUUCAAAAGCUGAUUGCCCAGAUAGAAGAGGCAACUCUGGAAACAGAAGGACUUCUUAGAAUACCAGGAGUUGCAACAAGAGUAAAGAGUCUUUGCCAAGAACUGGAAGCAAAAUUUUAUGAAGGGACUUUCAACUGGGAAAAUGUAAAGCAACAUGAUGCAGCAAGUCUUUUAAAACUCUUCAUCCGUGAACUGCCUCAGCCACUCCUCACUGUAGAAUAUCUCAAAGCUUUCCAAGAUGUACAGAAUCUUCCGACGAAGAAACAGCAACUGCAAGCUUUGAAUCUUUUGGUUCUCCUUCUACCUGAAGCAAACAGAGACACUCUAAAGGUACUGCUUGAAUUCCUCCAAAGGGUAAUUGAUCAUCGAGACAAAAAUAAAAUGACGUUAAAGAAUGUUGCAAUGGUGAUGGCCCCAAACCUUUUCACGUUUCAUGGGUUUGGCGCAAAGACUAUUGAACAAAGCGAGUUUGUUAUGGCAGCUGGAACAGCAAAUGUCAUGCGCUUUAUGAUUCAGUACCAAAAACUUCUCUGGACAAUUCCUAAGUUUAUUGUUAACCAAGUGAGAAAACAAAACACUGAAAGACAAAAGAAGGAGAAAAAGGACAAAGCUAUGAAGAAACUUCUGAAAAAGAUGGCAUAUGACCGGGAAAAGCAUGAGAAACAGGAGAAAACCUAUAAUGAUGCUGAUGUUCCUCAGGGAGUGAUACGGGUGCAAGCGCCUCAUCUUUCGAAAGUUUCCAUGGCAAUACAGCUGACAGAAGAACUGAAAGCCGGUGAUAUAGUAGCCAGGUUUCUCAGCCAGAAAAGUGGAAGUGUCCAAACACUCAAGAAAGAAGAGGUUUUUCUUUAUGAAAUCGGAGGAAAUAUUGGAGAACGCUGCCUUGAUCAUGAUACCUACAUGAAGGACUUAUACCAGCUCAACCCAAAUGCUGAGUGGGUUAUAAAAUCUAAGCAGAGCUAAGCUCACAACUGAUGGCAAAAGAACCUGUGGACUUAACUUUGUAAGGCUGAAUGUUUCAAAGGGAUAGUGCGUCCUUUCAACAUUCAACUGUGUUAUAUGUAUUAAUAGUACCUUAUCCAGUUUAAAAAAAAAAAAAGUGAUGGAAACCCAACAGUGAUUACCAGUAAAUUUUCAGUUUUACUCGCAGCAAAAUUUUGGAGAUAGCACAGUUUUCCCACUCAUGUUUGAAAAGACAGUAAGUACCUUAAAUAUUUUAAUGGCACUAAUCUACCUCCCAUCUGG
Messenger RNA from Cariama cristata (Red-legged seriema), 2173 nucleotides. It is a transcript of the gene ARHGAP18, whose product is annotated as Rho GTPase activating protein 18. Lineage: Eukaryota; Metazoa; Chordata; Aves; Cariamiformes; Cariamidae. Gene Ontology annotation, biological process: regulation of small GTPase mediated signal transduction; regulation of actin filament polymerization; signal transduction. The record is from RefSeq and is a predicted model, not a curated record. Gene Ontology annotation, cellular component: cytoplasm. Gene Ontology annotation, molecular function: GTPase activator activity. The transcript is spliced from 14 exons. The annotation marks the transcript as partial.